Molecule: messenger RNA, 2052 nt
Organism: Parasteatoda tepidariorum (common house spider)
Lineage: Eukaryota; Metazoa; Arthropoda; Arachnida; Araneae; Theridiidae
Product: lachesin-like
Cellular component (GO): neuron projection
Source: RefSeq, a predicted model, not a curated record
UAUCGGACGAAAAGAUGUUGCUCUUUAUAGUUCUGUUUUACUUCGUUGGACGAAUUGGCGCUUCAGACAAUUAUUUAGUUGAACCUGAACCGGAGUUUGCCGAACCUAUUGAAAAUGUUACAGUUGCAGCUGGUAGAGACGCGCAGUUAAGCUGUACAGUAGAAAAUCUCGGAACUUACAGAGCAGCUUGGAUCAAAGUGGAAACGAAAGCAAUAUUAACUAUUUAUCAUCACAUUAUUACUCGAAACUAUCGCAUCAGCCUCAGCCAUAGUGAUAACAGGAAUUUUAUUCUUCAAAUCCGCAAUGUUCGAGAAUCGGACAAAGGUGGUUACAUGUGCCAAGUGAAUACUGUGCCAAUGAAAAGUCAGAUAGGAUAUCUUGAUGUAUUAGUUCCUCCUGAUAUCUUAGAAGAAGGCAGUAGUAGUGAUGUUAUUGUUCGAGAAGGUUCAAACGUUACACUUACGUGUAAAGCAGUGGGAUAUCCUACUCCAAAUAUUACUUGGAGGCGAGAGGAUAACGAACCAAUACCCCUUGGAAUAUGGCAAGGAAAAAAAUUCACAGAUCCAAAUGCUGUCACUUAUGAAGGUGAAAUAUUGAGUAUUACUCGUGUAAGUCGCUUGCACACUGGAGCUUACCUUUGCAUAGCUGCUAAUGGAGUUCCCCCAUCAGUUAGUCGGAGGAUUAUUCUGCAUGUACAUUUUCCUCCAGUACUCUGGAUUCCUAACCAAUUGAUUGGUGCACCUCUUGGGCGCGAUGUAACUUUAGAUUGCCAUACAGAAGCUUAUCCCAAUUCAAUUAACUAUUGGGGAAAGAAACCAGGAGAGAUGAUCAUUUCUAACGAGAAAUUGGAAGUUACAAGCAAACUCACGAAAACUUACAAAACUCAUAUAAGGCUCACGAUCAAGAACCUGCAACCAGAUGAUUAUGGGGACUACACGUGUUACUCAAAAAAUUCUUUGGGAUCAACUGAAAGUGCUGUUAGACUUUACGAAAUUCAGCCUCCAACAACAACUCCUACUAAGGAUACUUCAGCUGUCAGAAGACAAAGUUCCGAUGCUUUUCCUCAACACCAAAGCUUGGGUUCAAUGAAAGAUUCGACUGAAGAUUCGAAUGCAUCCAAGAGGAAACGACCUGUCACAAUCGAUGGUUCAUAUAAAACUAAUGAACACAUAAACACUGUCGAAGAUAAACGACCCCAAAAAUCAAAAGAAGCUGCAACUCUUGAAAAGGAUAUAGAAAAAGAAACGAAUGGAAAAGAUGAAAGCAAGAUUUCUUGGAUUUUGCUAUUCCUCUCAUUACUGCUACUUUUAGCAAAUAAAUGCACACUUAGAAUACCAACGUAACAAGAACUACUGUGCAUAGAGACAAUCAAAAGUUGCAUUGCUUAAAACGACAAGAAACCAUGGAAGUCUUUCUUCUAUUUACCAUUUAAACCUGGUUUACUGAUUGUACAGUCGAUAUAUCAAAAAUUACAAAUUAGAAUGUCUGUUGUACAUUUGAAAGCACUAUUUAACUACUGGCGAGAUUGUCUUGCAAAUGACUAAGAGCUGGAACACAAUGGAUAUUUUCAAAGAAGGAAAAAGGAAUGAUUUAUCUUAAAAAUGCAUGCAAAGAAUAAAUGUCUUAAUUUUAUAUAAAUAAAACUGAGAUUUUCUGUACCCAAAUUGUGGGUAUUACUUAUAUAUACAGUGAAACGUGCCAAGUUGACUACCCCUGUCAGUUAACCACCUUUCUAAGUUGAUCUCAAUUAACAAGAACUGAAUUUGUCCUGUAUAACAAAAGGGAACAGAGCCUUUGUAACCAAACCACCAGUCUAUCUUGUAUGUAGACUUCUAAAAUAGGUGUCAAAUUUGUCUAGGAGUGUUAUUAAAUGCUAGUCUAAGACCUCCAUAAGUUGACUGGAGAAAAACAUCUUUUCAGAAAAUUUUUCUAGGCUAUUGCGAUACGCAAUGAGUGUGAAAAAAUAAAUGAAACACCCUGAAUGACUUUAGAUCUAAUGAUCGGAUUUUCACGUACUAGGACAUGGAUUUCAACUCUGCUAAUUAAACAUUG